AUGGAAAAUAGGAAUAAUGUCACUGUGUUUAUUCUCCUGGGACUUUCUCAAAAUAAGAGCAUUGAAAUCCUCUUCUUUGUAUUAAUUUUAUUUUGCUACAUUGCUAUUUGGGUGGGAAAUAUGCUCAUUAUGAUUUCUAUCACAUGUACUCAGCUAAUUGAUCAACCUAUGUAUUUCUUCCUCAAUUACCUCUCACUCUCUGACCUUUGCUACACAUCCACAGUGACACCCAAACUAAUGACUGAUCUACUGACAGAAAAGAAGAUUAUUUCCUAUAACAACUGCAUGAUACAGCUCUUUAUUAUUCACUUCCUUGGAGGCAUCGAAAUCUUCAUACUCACAGCAAUGGCCUAUGACCGCUACGUGGCCAUUUGCAAGCCCCUGCACUACACCAUCAUCAUGAGCAGGCAGAGGUGUAACACAAUCAUCAUAACUUGUUUUACUGGGGGAUUUGUACACUCAGCCAGUCAGUUCUUUCUCACUAUUUUCUUGCCAUUCUGUGGCCCCAAUGAGGUAGAUCAUUACUUCUGUGAUGUGUAUCCUUUGCUGAAAUUGGCUUGCACUGAUACAUAUACAAUUAGUCUCUUGGUUAUUAUUAAUUCAGGUCUAAUUGCUUUGGUGACCUUUGUGAUUUUGAUGCUAUCUUAUUUUCUGAUAUUAUACACCAUUAGGGUUCACCCUGCAGAGAGCCGUUCCAAAGCUCUUUCAACCUGUGGUUCUCACAUAACAGUUAUGGUCAUGUUCUUUGUGUCUGUUCUCUUCAUUUACAUUAGGCUAAACAUAACUUUUCCGGAAGACAAGGUGUUUGCUCUUUUCUACACCAUCAUUGCUCCUAUGUUCAACCCUCUGAUCUACACGCUGAGAAACUUGGAGAUGAAGAAUGCCAUAAGGAAAAUGUGGUACAACCAAAUGUUUGCAGAAAGGAAGUAA
Molecule: messenger RNA, 930 nt
Organism: Castor canadensis (American beaver)
Lineage: Eukaryota; Metazoa; Chordata; Mammalia; Rodentia; Castoridae
Product: olfactory receptor 4P4-like
Biological process (GO): G protein-coupled receptor signaling pathway
Cellular component (GO): membrane
Molecular function (GO): olfactory receptor activity; G protein-coupled receptor activity
Source: RefSeq, a predicted model, not a curated record